Emys orbicularis (European pond turtle) is the source of this 2111-nucleotide messenger RNA. RefSeq names its product pumilio RNA binding family member 3 (gene PUM3). The record is from RefSeq and is a predicted model, not a curated record. Gene Ontology annotation, biological process: regulation of translation. NCBI's taxonomy places the organism in Eukaryota, Metazoa, Chordata, Testudines, Emydidae. Bases 83 to 1987 code for a protein of 634 amino acids. The transcript has 18 exons. Gene Ontology annotation, molecular function: mRNA binding. Gene Ontology annotation, cellular component: nucleolus.
CCCCGCCCCCAAGCACGGUAGCCGUAAAGCAGAGGUGCGUGCAGAGGUUGCCGGGGCCGCGCACGUGUCUGGUGUCACUGCUAUGGAAGCCAAAGGUAAAAAGAGAUUCACGGGGAAAAAUGGAAAAGCACCACAAAGAAAACAUAAAUUUAAAAAAGACAAUGAUUCUGGUCCACCGAAGAAGUUUCAUAGCAAAGGAGGUGAAGAAGGAAAGCCUAAAUUCAGAUCCAAGAAGUCUGAGAAAGGAAACAAAAAACUUGGUAAGGCAAGUGGGAAACAAUUCAAGAGUAAGCAGCAACCAGAAAAGUUCACUAGGAAGAGAAAACUCCAGGAGGAUAAUGAGGGUGGGUCAGUACCUAAGAAGCCUAAAUGGGAUGAUUUAAAAAAGAAAAAGAAGGAAUUAAAGCAGAGCAGACAACUUAAUGACAAAACAAAUUAUGAUGUAAUCAUCAAAUCAAAACAAAUAUGGGAAAGUGUGAGAAGGAAAAACUGUGACAAGGAGAAGCGAGAGAAGCUAAUAAAUGAACUACAUAAACUGCUUCAGGGGAAAAUUAAAACUAUGGCAUUUGCACAUGACUCGACUCGAGUUAUCCAGUGUUUCAUUCAGUAUGGCAACGACAAGCAAAGGCAAGAGACAUUUGAAGAAUUAAAAGAUAGCCUACUAGAAUUGAGCAAAUCCAAAUAUUCCAGAAAUAUUGUAAAGAAGUUUCUUAUGUAUGGAACAAAACCACAAGUUGCAGAAAUAAUUAAAAGCUUUAAAGGUGAGGUAAAAAAAAUGCUCCGCCAUUCUGAAGCAUCUGCUGUGGUAGAGUAUGCAUACAAUGAUAAAGCCAUUCUGGAGCAAAGGAACAUGCUAACAGAAGAGCUCUACGGGAAUACGUUCCAAGUUUACAAGUCCCCAGUUUAUCCUACACUGGACAAAGUAUUAGAGGCUCAUCCUGAAAAGCAAGAGGCCAUUAUGGAUGAAAUGAAACAGAUUCUUACCCCAAUGGCACAAAAAGAGGCUGUGAUAAAGCACUCACUGGUACAUAAAGUAUUUUUGGACUUUUUCAUCCAUGCCCUCCCAAAACAAAGAUCUGAAAUGAUUGAAGCAAUCAGAGAAGCAGUAAUCUACCUGGCACAUACACAUGAUGGAGCCCGAGUAGCCAUGCAUGCUUUAUGGCAUGGUACACCCAAGGACAGAAAAAUCAUUAUGAAAACCAUGAAGACAUAUGUUGAAAAAAUAGCUACUGGUGAAUUCUCUCACUUGGUCUUGCUGGCAGCAUUUGAUUGCAUUGAUGAUACCAAGCUCAUGAAACAGCUAAUCAUAUCUGAGAUAAGUGGUUCUUUGCCUGAUAUUAUAAACAACAAAUAUGGAAGGAAGGUCCUGUUGUACUUGCUAAGUCCAAGGGAUCCUGCACAUUUCUUACCAGAGAUCGUCAAAAUUCUGCAACAGGGAGAUGGAAAUGCUUACAGUAAAAAAGAUUCAGAUGUCCGCCGUUGCGAACUUUUAGAAGCCAUUUCCCCGGCCUUGUUAGGUUAUCUGCAAGAACAUGCCCAAGAAGUGGUGAUGGACAAAACUACGUGCGUGUUGGUGGCUGAUAUUUUAGGAUCUGCUCUUGGUGAUGUCCAGCCUGCCAUGAAUGCAAUUGCUAGUUUGGCAGCAGAGGAGCUGGUUCCAGGUGGCAAAGAUGGGCAGCUUCACAUCGCAGAGCAUCCAGCAGGCCAUCUGGUUCUGAAAUGGUUAAUAGAGCAAGAUGAAAAAAUGAGAGAUAAUGGAAGAGAAGGAUGUUUUGCAAGAACGUUGGUGGAAUGUGUCAGCCUUAAGAAUAUGAAGUCCUGGGCAGAAGUAAAUCGAGGUGCCAUGAUUCUUUGUUGCCUUCUCCGAAGCACAGAUCAAGAAGUGGCAAAUAAAGUCAAAGGAGGACUAAAAAGCCUCAUUCCGCAAUUGAAAUGCAAUAAAAAUGUAAAAGGAAUAGAGGCUCUGCUAGAGACGUUAACUUCCUAAUUUAAAUGAGGUUCAGAAAGACCAGUUUCCUAUCAUUGUAACCAAAUACAAGUCAGUGGAGGUUUUGCACAGUGUUUGAUUAUUUUUGUAAUAUCCUUUGUAAAAGUGUAUUUGUAAAUUAAAC